Messenger RNA from Cucurbita pepo subsp. pepo (vegetable marrow), 532 nucleotides. RefSeq lists its product as uncharacterized. The record is from RefSeq and is a predicted model, not a curated record. NCBI's taxonomy places the organism in Eukaryota, Viridiplantae, Streptophyta, Magnoliopsida, Cucurbitales, Cucurbitaceae.
UUCGUGUUCCAACCAACCGCCGCCAUAGAAAAACCCAGAAAUCUCUCGUCUUCACCGGCGAUCAGUUCAAAGAAUUGGGUUUCGGCACAUCUGGAGAAGCGGGUUCAAAACCAAUGGAACAACAGAAAGAAAAACCAUCAGCUGCAGCAAACCCACCCAUCCCUUCUUGUCGAAAGAAGAAAAACGAAGAAGCUACAUUCUUGGAGGACUUGAAGGAUCACAUCGACGAGUUCAUUCACGCAUCGAUGGACGAACACAAAUCGUGCUUUAAGAAAACCAUCAACAAGAUGUUCCGUAUGUCUAAAGUUGUGGCAGAUAAGAAUUCAGAGACAAGUGGAGUUGAGAGCUCUCUGCCUCUUCGAACAACAGUAUCAGAAUAAAUUCUCUUUUUUCCUCUGUUCUAGGAUACUCUCUCUCCAUCUUCAACCAAAUCCUUGUACUUUGGAUCUUUUGUUUUGCUUUAUUUCCACAGUUUAUACCCAUUGUUACUUAUUUUUCUUUUUUGAUUCUUAAGUUCUUGUUUAUUUCCUCA